This is a messenger RNA of Bursaphelenchus xylophilus (pine wood nematode), 434 nucleotides long. The record is from the annotation of a GenBank genome assembly. Lineage: Eukaryota; Metazoa; Nematoda; Chromadorea; Rhabditida; Aphelenchoididae.
AUGCUUCUUAUUUUAGUGUUGCUGAGCUCUUUUUUGGUGGAAGGAUGCAGGCAUGAAUUGGAAGAGGACUCUCUCAAAUUGACUGCGUUCGAGGCCGAGUUGCUUGGCAUUGUGGGUAUGUUCUGUUCUCGAGUCUCAUCCUUCCAGCAUUGUUAACCAUUUUGAUGACAUUGACUUGUCCCAUGUUUAUGGCCAUGAAGAAAAAUCUGAGUUCGAUUGCUGAGGAGAGAAAGAAAAGACUCGAAUGCAUGUUCAAUUUACAAAAACAUUCCCGGAUCCAGGUGAGGACCAGUAUUUUCCUUGUUAUUAAUGGGUCAACAUGUGCAAGUUGAUCUUUAUUUCAGCCAAACCUCCCCUUGUCUCACCUUCGUCGAUUCUAUGAGAGCCAAGAAGAAAUUAGAGAAAUCGACCCUCAUAUUAUAUACAUGCCAUGA